AUCACCUAUGCAGGCUGCAUCACCCAGAUGUUCUUUUACAUAGUUUUUGCAGUGUUGGAUUACUUCCUUCUGACCGUGAUGGCUUAUGACCGGUAUGUGGCCAUCUGUCACCCCCUACACUACACGGUCAUCAUGACCCCCUGGGUUUGUGGAAAGUUGGUUCUGACAUCCUGGAUCAUGAGUGUCUUGUAUUCCUUGUUACAUACCUUACUGGCAUUGCGGCUGUCCUGUACACAUGUGGAAAUCCCCCACUUUUUCUGUGAACUUAAUCAGGUGGUUCACCUUGCCUGCUCUGACAGCUUUCUUAAUGACAUGGUGAUCUAUUUUGCAUCUGUGCUGCUGGGUGGUGGUUCCCUCACUGAAAUAAUUUACUCUUACUCUAAGAUAGUUUCUUCUAUACGUGCCAUCUCAUCAGCUCAGGGGAAGUUCAAAGCCUUUUCCACCUGUGCCUCUCACCUCUCCGUUGUCUCCUUAUUUUAUUGCACAAGCAUAGGUGUGUACCUUAGUGCUAGUGCUACCCACAGCUCACACUCGAGUGCAGCAGCUUCAGUGAUGUACAGUGUGGUCACACUCAUGCUGAACCCCUUCAUCUACAAGCUGCAGUUUCCAUCACCAACCAUUCAGGGAGAAAUUUACCCUUCCACAAGAAAACUGUCCUCUCUGAGAGUUUCUCUGAGAGCCCAUGCAGGUGAACCUGAGAGCCUGGUAGGUACCACAGUAAUGGAUCAGAGAAGAUAG
Molecule: messenger RNA, 738 nt
Organism: Tupaia belangeri chinensis (Chinese tree shrew)
Lineage: Eukaryota; Metazoa; Chordata; Mammalia; Scandentia; Tupaiidae
Product: olfactory receptor 7A10-like
Exons: 2
Coding region: 28-738 (236 amino acids)
Biological process (GO): G protein-coupled receptor signaling pathway
Cellular component (GO): membrane
Molecular function (GO): G protein-coupled receptor activity; olfactory receptor activity
Source: RefSeq, a predicted model, not a curated record